GGAUGACAGGGGUAAAUCUGCUGGAGCAAAUCCCCUCAUGGCUCAGGGUGUGAUUUGGACCAGGGAUUUGUUUUAAGAGUGAAUUACGCUCUGCAGAGAGGACGGUGACUGCAUUCACCUCCACGCACAAUGCAGCAAAGGAACAGCUGAAGUUGGACGGCACAUCUUAACUUUGACGAGAUCUUUUCUUGGUUGCUGGCAUUAUAUUAGGAACUAAACCAACGGGCGCGUAAACCCAGGACAGAGAUACCUUUGUGAACAUCCACUGGACAGAUUGUACUGCCCUGCAGGGUGCAUUGUGUGCUGGGCUGCUGCAGCAUCCUCUGCUCUGCAGCAGAAGGCAUCUUUCUGAUGGGAGAUGCCUUUGGUCAGGAGGAACAUCGAGCCUCGGCACCUGUGCCAAGGCCCUGUGCCGGGCAGGAUCGGGAAUGAGCUUGAAUGUGUGACCAACAACACGCUGUCGGCCAUCAUUCGCCAGCUCAGCAGUCUGAGUAAACAGGCAGAAAACGUUUUUGGGGAGCUUUUUAAUGAAGCAAACACCUUUUAUGUGCGUGCAAACUCUCUUCAGGAUCGCAUCGAUCGUUUGGCCGUCAAAGUCACCCAGCUGGACUCAGGCGUGGAAGAAGUUUCUCUGAAGGACAUAAACAUGAGGAAGGCAUUCAGAAGCUCUGCAGUUCAGAACCAGCAGGUUUUGUCCAAAAGCAGCACUCCCAGCUGUGUGGCCGACAUGUACAACAGCUGUGACAGGCCUCCUCCUCUCACCACACUCUCCUCCUACAGAGAAGACUCCAUCGAUGCGAUGAAGUUCUACUCAGACCCUUCAUACUUUUUUGACCUGUGGAAGGAGAAAAUGCUUCAAGACACAGAAGACAAGAGGAAAGAAAGGCGGAGGCAAAGGGACCAGAAGAGAUGUGUGGAGAGCAGCACGUUUCAACGUGACAUUAAGAAGGUGAGAAAGGCUCGUAACCGUAGGCAAGAGUGGAACAUCAUGGCUUUUGAUAAGGAACUGCGCCCAGACCACCGACACCCGCAGACCCUUCGGCGAGGGGCCUCCUCAGAGGGCUCCCUCUCCCCAGAUGGCAGGCCUGAGCUCCUGGGAUAUCCAGUACCUCCAGUACCAGCACAGGUUCCUUCCAGCUGUGACAGGUCCCAUGACGGCGUAUCCAGGAAUGCACAGCCCUCACCGCCCGUGGAGCACGAAUACCACUGCAUUGAUGUCAACUACAAGAGAGUAACCUACGCAGACCACAUAGAGGCUUCCGUUUGUCCACCCACAGAGUACCACUCGAUCGCUCCAAUUCCUGUCUCAGGCCUGCCCAUCCCAUCAGCAAAGACAGCCUUUGGUUUUCCUCUACCACCAACUCCUCAUAACGGAGUUUUACCUGUAGGCCCAGGAUGCCCACUCCCACCUGUACCCCCACCCAUUCCCCCACCUCCAUCUCUUCCAUCCCCCGCUGCACCCUCACACCUCCCCGGACACAUUGAAGGCAGCGGGGUAGAAACUAAACCUGUGAGAGAUGCCAGAAGUGAUCUACUGUCUGCCAUCCGCAUUGGCAUCCAGCUGAAGAAAGUUCAAGAGCAGCAAGAGCAGCAAAGCAAGCAGGAACCAGUAGGGAACGACGUGGCAACCAUCCUUUCCCGUCGCAUUGCAGUGGAAUACAGUGACUCCGAGGAGGAUUCAGACCUGGAUGAAAAUGAGUGGUCAGACUAAUCCCCCUGGUGGAGGAAUAAUGAGUGGAAAAAUCAAAUCUGUGAACCACAUCCUGCUGCACUUUUAGAAAAUGUUUGAAGUGGACAUAAUAAAGCUGCACAUUUUCACAUUUGUUGGGAAUAAAGGAAGCAUUCAUACAUAGUGUGUUCACAUAGAAAACAUUUAAAUGUAUUGGUUGUCUGUGAUUAAUGAUUUGUCUUUUAUUUUUAGUAAAGCCUAAUAUUUUAAUUAUUUGUCACCUUGCAUCUCAUUUAGGCAGCUGUCCCAGCAACAAGAUCUCUUUCCCUACAAGAGAUAUUCUGUCAAUAACCAGGAAUAAAUAAUACAUGAAGCGAU
Molecule: messenger RNA, 2047 nt
Organism: Oryzias latipes (Japanese medaka)
Lineage: Eukaryota; Metazoa; Chordata; Actinopteri; Beloniformes; Adrianichthyidae
Gene: wasf3a
Product: WASP family member 3a
Biological process (GO): positive regulation of Arp2/3 complex-mediated actin nucleation; actin cytoskeleton organization
Cellular component (GO): lamellipodium; SCAR complex; cytoskeleton
Molecular function (GO): protein kinase A regulatory subunit binding; actin binding; Arp2/3 complex binding
Source: RefSeq, a predicted model, not a curated record